CAAUCCACUGGUACGUUGUCUGCGUAAUGAGUUUACAGCAAUCUGAAUAUAUUACGGUUACGCUGUCAGCCGCCUCCCAUGCGGUUCAUAAUAUCCAGUUAUGGUCGGCUCUUCCGGUUAAGCAGCUUUACAGGCGGACUGCGUGUGUCAGCGAGCCCCUCCUGUCGCCUCAGACCGACAUUUCACCCUGCUAUUCCUUCACUGUCCGCCCGGAAAUUCAACAUGCAGCCCAGCCGAAGUGUAGCAAGCAGUUGCGGCGAAGCGGGUUUAGGCAAAGAAAAUAGUUCAGGGCCGGAGAAUUACAGCACCAGCAUUGCCACAGUCACUACAGAAGAAACAGAUACUCCGGUUGUGAAGAAGCAAGUGGAGAGCACGCUUGUUCUAAACCAGAGACACCUAAGGACUCAUAGUCCGCUAUUAGGGGCCAACUGUGAUGACGACUCGGAGGCAGAGUCCUUCCGGGAUGGGAGAAGCGAAGAGGUCGACCGGGACACCAGGGAUAAGGCCAUAAAUUGGUGCCGAGACUUUCUGUCGGGGUCGUGGAAGACCAUUGAAGAUGCUGAUUUUCAAAUCAGCAUUGUCAGCGGUGGACUGAGUAAUCUGCUGUACCUGUGUAGUUUGCCCGACCACGUGCAAUGUGUGGAAGACGAACCUCGCCAGGUGCUCCUCAGGGUUUAUGGUGCCAUCUUACAGGGAGUGGACUCUUUGGUACUAGAGAGUGUGAUGUUUGCCAUCCUGGCUGAACGAGCUUUAGGCCCAAAACUUUAUGGCAUCUUCCCCCAGGGACGCUUGGAACAGUACCUUCCGAAUACUCGCAUGCGCACCAGUCAGCUUUCGGACCCAGCCAUCUCCGCUGAGAUUGCCACGAAGCUGGCCCGUUUCCAUAACAUGGUUAUGCCCUUUAACAAAAAGCCUAAGUGGCUGUUUGGGACCAUCGAUAAAUACAUGGAACAAGUGAUGAAUAUUAGUUUUGUUCGUGAGGCACAUGUGAAGAAGUACAACAAGCUGAUGAAACUGGACCUUCCUGCUGAACUGAGAAGCCUCCGUGCUUUGCUCGCAGCAACUCCCUCACCAGUGGUGUUUUGCCACAAUGAUGUCCAAGAAGGCAACAUCCUCAUGCUGGAAGACGGAAAGCAUUCCUCAGCGGAAAAACUCAUGCUCAUAGACUUUGAAUACAGCAGUUACAACUACAGGGGUUUUGACUUUGGCAACCAUUUCUGUGAGUGGAUGUACGACUACACCUACAAUGAGUGGCCUUUCUACAAAGCCACACCAGAGAACUAUCCAACCAGAGAGCAGCAGCUUCUUUUUAUUAGAAGUUAUUUGGCAGAACAGCACAAAGACACUAACGUUGCUGUGGACCAGACACAAAUUGAAGAAGAUUUAAUAAUUGAAGCAAACAGAUAUGCAUUAGCAUCACACUUCCUCUGGGGGGUCUGGUCCAUCAUACAAGCUAAGAUAUCCAAGAUUGAGUUUGGAUACAUGGACUACGCCCAGUGUCGUUUUGAUGCCUACUUCAAGCAAAAGAAGCUCUUCAGCUGAGAUCCAGCUUGUUAAUCAAAAUGUACUGUCUCAUUUGUUUGUCGUUAUCAUUCUUCAAGCUUGCCCCCUACAUUGUGUUGGAACUAUGCCUGUCUGCUUAAGCUGAAAUGACAAAAAAGAGCCUCUGCACCUCAGGCAUUCUAUUUUACUCAUGAAUACCCUUAUUGUGAAAUGUUGUCAUCAUUUUGGGGGCCACAGUUGAUUCACAACUGGUUUUCUUUCAUAUAAACACUUGUUAGAUGCACUUCACUUCCUUGGACCAUUAUUAGACACUUUUAUCAUGGGAUGCAUUUGUGUAAAAGAUCUACCUCACCCUUGUGAUGUUCAUAGGGUGCAUAGUUUUCAUCGUAAAGGGCUGAUUCUGACUAUUCAGUGAGGGAAUAACUGAGACCCUUAUUACCUAAUCACUCCAUGCUUCAUAACCUUUUCCUUAAACAAUUUAAAAAUAUUCCACACCAGUUAUUCUUUAACUGUUACAUUACAAACUUGCCUACAUUUAGCAAAUUAUUAUGUAAGGACUUUUUUAAAAAUAUACAGUUUGCAUAAAUUUUCAUCACUGUAGAAAAAAAUACUGUCAGUUUAACUAUUAGAAAGUGUAAAGCUGUUUUCACACAUGAACUGGAGCGCUGAUCUGUUUUGGACAUUCAAAGCAGAAAGUUUACUUUGUGUCCUAUCGCACUGAUGUGAGAAUUGCGCAAGUGGUAGUGGUGUAUAGCAACUCCUGCAUGCUUUAUCCAGACAGCACCCUCUCCUUACUUGCACAAAGCUUUUCCCAUAAUGAGAACACAUCUGAAACAGGCUCUCUUAUGUACUGCAUCAGCAUUUUGCAACUUAAAGCAACAUGCAGAGUUCAUGUAUGAAAAAUGGCUUACAGCAUUUAUGUCAGUCUUUUUUUUUCUUUUUUUUUGUCCUUGUCACUAAUUAAGAUAACUGUUAUUACAGUGCAUUUCUGCUGCACUAACUACCUGCCCAUUUGACUCUGUUUUGUUUCCACUUCUUUAAAAUUGCUUCUAUACCUGCUGCUUCAAAUAUGUGACAUUCUUACCAAAUAUACCAAUCUUUUAGAAAAUAUUAAAAAAAUUGGAAUAUUUGUGCACGUUUCACCAAUAAUAAAAACGUGUUACAGUCAAUUACUGUAGCCCAUUUGAAUGUGAAGUGCUUUUUUUGACAUGCUUUUAUUUAUUUUGACUUUGUUCUAUAUUUGAAUAAAUGUACAUCAAUUUGACAUCAAAGUUUCUAAAACAAUGUUUUACACAAAGACGAAACUUGAAAGUUUACUCAUUAACUACCUGUGACUGUUUUUGUUUUUAAGGAACAUCUUUUCUGUAAUUUUAUUCUGUUAAACAAAUUCAGUUUAAAUGCGAAUAAACACAUGUGCUUAAAA
Maylandia zebra (zebra mbuna) is the source of this 2926-nucleotide messenger RNA. It is a transcript of the gene chkb, whose product is annotated as choline kinase beta. Gene Ontology annotation, cellular component: cytoplasm. Gene Ontology annotation, biological process: phosphatidylethanolamine biosynthetic process; CDP-choline pathway. The record is from RefSeq and is a predicted model, not a curated record. Gene Ontology annotation, molecular function: choline kinase activity; ethanolamine kinase activity. Lineage: Eukaryota; Metazoa; Chordata; Actinopteri; Cichliformes; Cichlidae.